AUGUCCAAUUUCAUUGGUAGUUCAUUAUUAUUACCCAUAGCCAUCCUAUUUCUAUUGCUCCCACAUUCUUGGAGUGUUGACAUCCGUACUCAGCAAUUGAUAGGUGACAUUUGUAGGAGAACUUAUAAUUAUGGGUAUUGUAUCGACGUGUUUUACAAGAAUUUGUAUAAGCCCACGAUGGAUAUCAAAGGAUUAACUGAAAUAGCGGUGACGCAGUCAUUAUUACACACGUCGGAUACCCUGAAAUUCAUAGUGAAGUCGUUGGAUUCAGAAAGGAGAUCGGACAUAAGAGAUGUUUACAACUUUUGUAGGACUUCCUACAACAGUGGUUUGAGUAAAUUGACAGACGCCCUUUUGGCAUUUGCUAAAGGAGACUAUAAAAACAUGCCAAUUUUGUUGUUACAGGGUGACAGGUCUCUGAGCAAUUGUCAGGCUUUUGCGGACAAUAGGGUGCCACGUUUGGCUGAUGAAAAUGGUAAAAAUAGAGAGUUGAUUCAAAUGUCACUUGUGAGUGGCCAGCUUAUUGGGCACGUGUGA
Messenger RNA from Striga asiatica, 537 nucleotides. The record is from the annotation of a GenBank genome assembly. Lineage: Eukaryota; Viridiplantae; Streptophyta; Magnoliopsida; Lamiales; Orobanchaceae.